CUCGUCUGCUGCUGGACCCACAACCCACGGAACUUUCCUCCCAGCGUCUUCGUGGACAUCCACCCAUCUGUCUGUCAAGCCUGUUGGAGCAGCUCCACUCUGCCAGACCUCUGGACAACUCUGCCACCUCCCUCCAUCACCCACUCCACUGCCACUCUCUAGGCCCCGCACCACCAUCUCGCUCACCCCGCCCUGCCCCCCCCCCCCCCCCCCCCCCCGCCAACGUCUCGCACUAACCUCCAGCCACCACUAGAGCACGCCUAUCGCCCCUUCACUCCCCCACUCCACCGCCUCCGGCACCCAGCCUCGCAGCGCCCCAACCCGCGCCCCCCCCCAGCCGGCAUGGAGAAGGUGCAGCACACGAUGCGCUCGGCUAUGCGCAGGGCCUCCAUGGUGGUGGACAUGCCCCCCCACGCCAAGCAGAACCUGCAGGAGCUCUUUGUCAACUUCAGCCUCAUCCUCAUCUGCCUGUUGCUCAUCUACAUCAUCGUCUUGUUGAUACCUCUGUAGCUGAACCAAACCGGCACAGCCACAGUGAGGGCUAAGCAGGGGGCGGAGCCUCCAUCCAUCCCAUCAUCCAUCUCCAUCACUAGCCUUCCUGAGGACCAUUUCAGAACCCCAACCCCGCCCCCCCUCCCCACCACCCCUGAGCUGAACAGCUUUGCCCACAAUUGAUCACUGUUCCUGGGCAUUUGCAGCCUGGAUCCAGCCUCUCCAUGUCGAGCGCCGCCAUGGAUCUGGUCAACAACCGUGGCCUCAACCUGAUACUCAACUUCCUGCUCAUCGUCAUCGUGCUCCUCCUCAUGCUUGUCCUGGUCAAACUCAUGUGACCUCUGACCUGAUGGCUUAGUUAGGCUGAGCACGGGGGGCCCUGACUGAAGCCCCUCUACCUCUGAUUAGGUCAUAGAAACACACCCUGGCUUCAUCUAAUUAUUAUUAAAUAGAUUUUCAUCCACGACGGCAAAUCACUGAAAAUGGCCAUUGAUCCUGUUGGAAUACAGAGAAGCGUCUGGGAUUCCAUGACAUCGUAACAAUGGAUGGCAAGAUAUAAAUAUCUGAACUGAUGGGAGAGAUUGUAAAAACUGUUGGCAUUGGAGGAUCAAUAGAACAUCCUCCUUUCAUUUAGACGACCCCCCCUAGUGGUAGAAGUCUUUACAACAACACAUCUACUUCUGGCCAGGGGUAAUCAGCACAGAAACGAAUCCAUGCCCUCUGAUUCUUCUUCAGAAGUUGUAUUCAUGUGGCUUCAUCUGAACCGUGGAGAACAGGCUUCCCCCCCUCACAGACACUGACUAUUCAAAGCUAUUUAGACCAAAGCACAGAACACGCAAGAUGCAACUGACAGCUGAAAAGAAACUAAACAUGAUUAAAGCAAUACAAAGUCCUUUGA
Esox lucius (northern pike) is the source of this 1390-nucleotide messenger RNA. RefSeq names its product phospholamban (gene pln1). The record is from RefSeq and is a predicted model, not a curated record. Gene Ontology annotation, molecular function: ATPase inhibitor activity. Gene Ontology annotation, cellular component: membrane; sarcoplasmic reticulum. The transcript is spliced from 3 exons. Bases 343 to 510 code for a protein of 55 amino acids. NCBI's taxonomy places the organism in Eukaryota, Metazoa, Chordata, Actinopteri, Esociformes, Esocidae. Gene Ontology annotation, biological process: negative regulation of heart rate; negative regulation of ATPase-coupled calcium transmembrane transporter activity; negative regulation of calcium ion import into sarcoplasmic reticulum.